Molecule: messenger RNA, 1092 nt
Organism: Guillardia theta CCMP2712
Lineage: Eukaryota; Cryptophyceae; Pyrenomonadales; Geminigeraceae
Exons: 4
Coding region: 29-1045 (338 amino acids)
Source: RefSeq, a predicted model, not a curated record
UCCUUCAUGGCCGAGACGACCUCCUGACAUGGGAGGGUUCCUGUCAUCGAUUGAAGGAACUGAGCGGAGAGGGAGGAAGCAUUUGUACGAUCCGCCAUCAGGAUAUAUGCCGCCAAUCAACAGGGAACAGGUCUGGAAGUCGACGAGCAAGUUUGUGCAAGAACCGAAUAGAAUCAGCAACCAGAAGACAGGCAGAAAGUUUGUGGAAAAUUUUGCUCAACAGAAUCGGGUUGAAGAUUUGGGUUGGACUGGUAACUUCAACAACUACACGGGCCCUCGCCACUAUGAUCCAAAGCCGACGACUCUUCAUCCUGAUGACAAAUCCAAGUCUUUCUAUGUAGAAAACAUGAUGGGAACGAAGAAGGUGGUCCUCUCGAAGGAUAUGGGAUUGAAACUGUACUACGACGAUGGGGAAAGGCGGUGCGAAAGACCAGCCACGGAGUGGUCUCUUGAAUCACUGAUACAGCGAAAGAUUAGAGUCCCAGAUCUUGAAGAUAGACGAAAUGGCAUCGGAGUUGCAAAUCCUGGCGACAAAGGUUAUGGGACAGCGGAUCAUGCGCCCGAGUAUGCAGCCAUGUUGUUGGAAGAGAACAUGAGAAGGGGAAACAUGUCUAGAAAGGUGAUGAGUACCAUAGGAAAGUCCUGGUCGCAGUCAUCUUCCGAUGUGAACUUGGAUAAGAAGGGACGCAGAAUGAGCGAUUACAUUCAGAUCUACUGCAAAACUCCUUACCGGAAGAACUCCAUGUACAUUCAUCGAAAUGCAACGACCAGCGAAAUAGCGGAUCUGGCGGGAGAGGGAGGAUCUCGGAAAUUUCAUAUUCUUUUCAAGGGCAAGAUAGUCCAACCACAUCAUCGUCUACUAGAGCUGGGAAUUCGUGCCAAGAGCACCGUCGAGCUGAUCCUCGAGCCCGAGCCGACUGAGCACAAGAUGACAUACGUUGAGAAAGAGAACCUGCGGAGGAUUGAGGAAGAUGUAGAGACAGUUAAGGAGCUGACAGCAGCAGAGUCAAGAUUUCCAACGUCCCAGGAAGAGAAAGAGGACUGAUAGAGUACAUAUAAUUGAUGAUUUGGUUUAGUUAAUCACAGCUCUUU